AUGUUUCCAACGAUUACGGCAGAAUUGCCUAAAUUAGGUAAAACAGAAAUGGUCGUAAACGGUAUCGAGAUCCAAAAAAAUGCUUUUUUUGAAAGAGAUUCAUUCUGGAACCAUAUUGGAAAUUUCCUUCUUAUCUUGGUAUUGAUCGUUCUCAAACAUUAG
Molecule: messenger RNA, 162 nt
Organism: Funneliformis caledonium
Lineage: Eukaryota; Fungi; Glomeromycota; Glomeromycetes; Glomerales; Glomeraceae
Source: the annotation of a GenBank genome assembly